Messenger RNA from Laccaria bicolor S238N-H82, 690 nucleotides. RefSeq lists its product as uncharacterized. The annotation marks the transcript as partial. The transcript has 3 exons. The record is from RefSeq and is a predicted model, not a curated record. Lineage: Eukaryota; Fungi; Basidiomycota; Agaricomycetes; Agaricales; Hydnangiaceae.
UCCAAGUAUGAGUUUAUGGCAUGCGACGUGACGUUGAUGAAGAACGUUCACGCCGCGUGCAGAGAGUUCUCGGAGAGUUUGCCGAAGAUCAACUUUCUAGUACUAUCUGCCGGGGUGUUUGCUUUGACUGGAAGGGAGGAGACGGAAGAAGGGAUCGAUAAGAAGAUGGCCUCGAGGUAUUACUCUAGGUGGGCCAUAAUUAAUGGUCUUCUGCCUUCCUUGCGCAAGGCGAAGGAGGCAGGAGACGACGCUAGCGUCCUCUCCAUUUUGGCCGCCGGUAUGGGCCCGGAGGUCGAUUUGAAGGAUUUGGGGGUAUUUGAGGGGUAUAGCGGGUUGAAGGCAAUGACGCAGAUGAUCAGUUACAACGAUCCUAUGAUUGCCGAAUAUGCCAAACGGGAACCAGAGAUUGCCUUUACGCAUAUCUAUCCUGGUACCGUAGAUACUCCCGCCUUUCGUCCAUCAAGCUGGCUCUUGACUAUCCUGAUGCUGCCUCUGCGCCCUAUUCUCUGGCUUAUCUCUACGAAGCCUGAAGACUGCGCUGAGUACAUGCUAUUUGCCCUGUUCAAUGCCGAGAAGGGUAUGAACCGUAGGAACGCGAAGGGUGACGAUAUCGGAAGCGAAGGCUUCCCUCAAGCAGCGGAUGGCCAACAGCGCCUUUGGGAUCACUCUGUACAGCUGACGACUGUAUAA